UUUCGCUUGAUGCUCAAGUUAUGAGCUGAAGCAAUGGAGAGAGUAAGCUGUCUUGUUUAAGAAACUGCAAUUGAGCUUUCAAGAGAAGAUCAAAUAUCACACUCCCUCUCCCACCAUCUUCCGUGUCAGUUGCUUUGUCAAUCACUCCAAGUUCCAAUGUUCUUGUCAAAUGUUGCUGUUUAUUUGUUCUAUUCCUCACCAAUUCUUUCACACAAAGAGGCCGAGAUUUCGAAGAACAAGUUCCGAUUGGAUGAGCCCAUAAUCUCAGCAAGUUAAUGCUGUAAUUCAGCACCAAAACCAACAGAGAUGGGUUCAGGUGAUUGGUUCAAGGCUAUAAUAAGCCUAAAGAGAUCAAAGGAAGAUAAACACAAACAAGCUCAGCAUUCUGGGAAAAAAUCAAAUGGAUCAAAGGGGAAACAGCCGUCCAGCAAAGAGGGCAGAAUUCUUGCCAAUGGCACUUCCAAGAAGAAUGUCAAAUCAAGGCACCUAACAGAGGAUGCUGCUGCUACAAGAAUCCAGACGGCCUAUAGAGCAUACAAGGCGAGGAAAACCUUGCGCCGUCUAAAGGGAGUUGUGAGAUUUCGAGAAGUUAUAGAAGAAGGCCAUUCAGUGAAAAACCAAGCAAUGUCUGCUCUGAAUCACAUCCAUUUCUGGAGCAGGAUACAAGCGGAGAUCAGAGCACGAUGGCUCAGCAUGGUUACUGAGAGCAGGACAAGGCAGAAGAAACUCGAAAACCAGUUAAAACUCGAAGCUAAGCUGCAUGAGUUAGAGGCUGAAUGGAGUGGUGGCCCUGAAACCAUGGAAGAAAUCCUGAACAGGAUACAACAGAGAGAGGAAGCAGCGGCCAAGCGUGAACGUGCCAUGGCUUAUGCUUUCUCACACCAGUGGAGGGCGAAUUCUAAUCAGUAUUUCGGGCAAGCUUACUACGACCUUAGCAAAGAAAGCUGGGGCUGGAGCUGGAGGGAACGAUGGGUCGCUGUUCGUCCAUGGGAGAACAGGUUCCAAACAAGGCCUAGCCUUGCCAAGAAAGUCGAAGCUAAACACAAGACGACUGAAAUUACAAAAUCAACCCCUACAAAAACUACAGCUAAACCAGUUUCUUCAAACGGGAAAGUCUCAACACAUGCAAGAAAGCUAUCCAGAGUGUCCGAAGAGGCCUCUGCAUGAGUGGCAAAAACGACAUUUUGAUUGAUUGAUUUUCCAUUUACAUUUUGGUUUUCCAUCAUUGAUGAUU
Sesamum indicum (sesame) is the source of this 1234-nucleotide messenger RNA. RefSeq names its product IQ-domain 10 (gene IQD10). Gene Ontology annotation, molecular function: protein binding. Lineage: Eukaryota; Viridiplantae; Streptophyta; Magnoliopsida; Lamiales; Pedaliaceae. The record is from RefSeq and is a predicted model, not a curated record.